Molecule: messenger RNA, 945 nt
Organism: Ostrea edulis (European flat oyster)
Lineage: Eukaryota; Metazoa; Mollusca; Bivalvia; Ostreida; Ostreidae
Exons: 2
Coding region: 199-711 (170 amino acids)
Source: RefSeq, a predicted model, not a curated record
CGCAAUAUUGAUGUCGACCGAUCUAUAUUUCUCCACCCGAGCGACGACAUUAGACAUGUUCUUUUAGCUCGGUUUCAUGUCAGGAAUUUAAAUUCCGUAGUUCCGGUGUAAACAGUCGUGGUGAAGACGACAAAAAUACACAACUGCAACAAAACAGGGGUCUCUGGAUGAAAAUGCCCCAGACUAACACGAAAAAGAAUGGAGGACGAGGGAAGGACUUCCUUGAAUAAAGGCAACCUGCUGAGCGGUGUGUUGCUGGUUUUGGUCGUCAUAGCCAUCGGUUUAACCUUACUGUUCGCUGGGAUUUUUGAGGACAUCCAAGACUUGAUUAUUUUAGGGACUCUUUUUUUAGUGUUCACCAUCUUCGUCUUCCUAUGUGUCUUUUCGACGGUGAUCCGCCCUUAUAUUAAAUCCGGAAAGGUAGCAGACGAUGAAAACAUAGGCUCGAACAGUCACGAAAAUGUCGGGUUUUCUCAGAACGAAAACGAUUUAAAAUCAACGAUUGCGUCAUUUGAGCGUAUUCAGAUUGAGAGUGAUGACCAAGAUGAUGAAUCCAUCGACGGACGAAGGCGUGCGGAAAGUAUUAUUGUGAACCUGAAAUCUCGGGCAAAUAGUGCGCACAGUGUACAACCAUCAGAGGGACAUCCUGGAAAUAAGAAAAAACGUGUGAGUUUCUUUAGAGAUUACAGUGGGAACACUAUGACGUCAUGAUUACGUCAAUAAACUGGACCCUCUACAUCGAUAUCCACAUCGUUACCUCAGAGCUACAGGGUUGUACAACUGAUAUUAAAAAUAUGCAGCAUAAAGCAUGUAUUUGUGAUCUCAUGUGUUCUUUGGCCUUAAAUUGACAGUUUUGUGUCGAAACCAAGGAUUUAAAGUGUUGUUUCUCGAGAAUAAUUUUGCUCUAUACCUAACUUAUUGCAGAAUAAAGAUAUUUAACAAUUA